UCAGUGUGGUGUGGCGCUGGUGUGACGGAAUCGAAGUUGUCUCCUUUUAAAGUGUUUAUUUUACGACAAAUUUAAUACAAAAUUUACCUUAGUAUUCUUAAAUUGUGAUCUAUUACUCUAAAUUAAAUUUAAAUCUAACUCGGAGUACAGUAAUAGUGGAAAUUAUUCGUUACGCACGAGUUUUUAAAGCCCCGCCUUCAUCAGAUGACAUCUGACCUCACCAGGUCGUCGAAGAAACCGCCAAGAUGUUGAUGGCAACGGUAAAUACCCUGAUACCGCGCAUCCGGUACCGAGGGAUCAGGCCGAACAUCGAGAACAUAGCCUUCAAACUACAUUACCAGCUGACGGUGACGCUGCUGAUUGCGUGCGUGAUCCUCGUGUGUGCGAGAGAGUUCUUCGGGGAUCACAUCAGAUGCCUGUCGGACCAGGGCGUGCCUGACCAUGUGAUACAGACGUAUUGCUUUUUCAUGGCUACGUUUACUAUUGUGCGUCACUACAACGAGAGCCUCCUUCAAGGCGGGUUCCUGCCGCAUCCCGGAGUGGGGCCCAUCUCCGAGAACGAUGAGACUCUGAACCACACGUAUUACCAGUGGGUGCCAUUUGUGCUGUUUAUCCAGUCCUUGUGCUUCUACAUGCCGCAUUACAUAUGGAAGAGGAAGGAAGGAGGCAGGAUAAAAGCCCUGGUGGAUGGGUUGCAGUACGCAGGGCUCGCGCUGCAGGACCAGGACAUGACUGUCAACGGCAUGUCGGUGCCGACGAAACAGUCGCUCGAGAAGAAACUGGACACCAUCAGGAAAGACAUCAUACUGAGGUUAAAGAUAUCCCGAACGUGGUCGACGUGGCUGGUGGCGAUGGAGGUGACGAACCUGCUCCACGUGAUGUUCCAGAUCUGGAUCAUCAACAUGUUCCUGAACGGCGCAUUCAUCUCGCUCGGGGCGCGGGUGCUGAACACCAGCGAGUGGAACCAUAUCGCUGAUCCGCUGGAGCUUGUGUUUCCGAAGGUGACGAAGUGCAUCUUCCACAAAUACGGUCCGAGCGGCUCGAUCCAGCAGCACGACGCGCUGUGCGUGAUGGCGCUCAACAUCAUCCACGAGAAGAUCUACACCAUACUAUGGUUCUGGUUGCUUUUCCUUUUCAUCGUCUCCGUGCUUGCGGUGAUCUGGCGCAUAAUCUCAUACUUUAUGUUCCGGCGCUCGCUGCGGUUCAACGAGAUGAUGUUCCGUCACGUGAGCAAGGCCAAGUUCAACCCGUACAACGUGAUCCGCGUCGUCAACGGCUGCGAGUUUGCUGACUGGCUGUUCCUGUACUAUCUAGCGAAGAAUAUGCAGGGAUUUGUCUUUCAAGCUCUAUUUACCCGCCUGGCUGAGGAGUUGGAAAAGCGAGAGCUGCCCUUCGAGAACGAAGGCACAGAAAAGAAAGGAGCGGAACCAGUGCUGGUCGGACGAGUGGACAUUGACGAUGAGACACUGCCUUUGAAGGGUGACAAGAAGUCUUCAUGAGGAUCUAUGUAAUGUUUUUGGUUAUUGUAUAAGACAUUAAACAGGGUUGAUGCACUGGUUUACUAUCAAGUGCAUUAAGUAAUUGUCCUGCCAGUAUAUUCGACAAAGUAUUAUUUGAAGUAAAUUUUUGUUGGUUUCUAGUGUUUUAUCGUGUUAAAGAUAUACCCAAAUAUGAAUGUACGGAUACUGCACAGAACGCAAUGGCGAUGAAUUCUUUUGUAUAUUGUAUUCAGGGUUAUUACUAUUAUGAGAAAAGAGCGACGCAGUAUUUUUAGUGUUCACUUCUAAAGUGAUCUUGCUGUUGUCACAGUGGCAGCUAUUAGUUUGUCAUUUUAAUCAGUAAUAGCUUCAGGUAGUAUAAAAAGCCAGUACUUAGAAAUUUUGCUGUUCACAAUACUUACUUGUGAGAGGGUUAUCUAAGCAGGGCUUAACAGUAGAUGAAAUAUGACAUACAUUGUCGAUGGCUUUAGUUUAUUAACGGAUACUCGAUUUGUUUUAUGUCAGUGUGAAUGAAAUAGCAUUUAUUUAUACCUUUAUUCUGUAGUUAUUUGAAUAUAGUAACAUCUAUAUCUUAGUUAGAAAGUGCAAUAACUCGGAAGUAGGUUUUUACAAAAUAAAACUAAUGAAAAUUAUAAAACUUGUACCAAUGUAUUUUAACAAUUAAUUGAAUAAAAUCAAAUUUAAUAUAUACAUUAAUUUUAUCGAUUGUGAAUAUAAAUACGUUGCUAAAGAUCGCAAAUAUGUGAUCCUGUAUGUUUAUAUUCAUUUACCAAUUUUCUUUUAAUUGAGACAUCGAAUGAUUAUGUGCAUGAUUCUGAAAUCGAAUUACGUAACUUCGGAAAUAAAUAUAGUUAUAAGUUUUUUUAAUGAUAAAUAAAUUUAUAGCUUUAAAUUUAUGAGGUUCUUACUUUCAUAGUCAAAGUUAAAAUCCGAACGAGGCUUAUUGGCACCUACAUUAGCUAAUUGUCGAGGCUUUGGCUUAUGAUUUCUUAAUCAUAAAUAGUUCACAAGGCCUUUGUCCAGCAGUUAUAUUUAGCUUAGUAAACGUUUUACAGCAUUUUCGAGUUUCCCUAUUCGUUUAUGAGAUUCGUAUACUCUCUCCCUGUUCACCUUCGUCCCUUCUCUUCCUUUCUCAGAGCGAUUGCAGUACAACUUCUAGAUGUUGAGAGUACACCUUGAUAAUUGUAAAACAUUUUGUACUUAAGUAAUACAUACUAAUUAAGAUUAUUGUUAAUAUUAAGUGCCUUACUAUGAUUUGCUCAAGCCAUACAUUUUUUAAGUAUUUUACAAGCAAUAUUUUUCUAGUCGUUAAUGUCAGUCUAGUCUGAGAUGCCAUGAUUUUAGACCAAAAGCUAACCGAAACGAGGUUUGUUCUAAUAGCUUCGAAAAGUAUUAUUUUAUUAUUUCAAGAAGCACUAAAAUGCACUUUAAAAUUGGUAUUCUAUCAAGAACCAAAACCAUUUGUAGUUUUUUUUGGCUUUAAUAUUCAGGUAUCGCAUGCUAGAUCGCACCUAUAUUAAUAAAUAGACAGAUGGACUCGUUUUGUGGCUUUUUUACUCGAGUAUCGUUGCCUUAUUUGUGUUUACGUUAAGUUUGUGAAUAAAACUAUGUUUUGUUA
Messenger RNA from Manduca sexta (tobacco hornworm), 3117 nucleotides. RefSeq names its product innexin inx7 (gene Inx7). NCBI's taxonomy places the organism in Eukaryota, Metazoa, Arthropoda, Insecta, Lepidoptera, Sphingidae. Gene Ontology annotation, biological process: phototransduction. The transcript has 8 exons. The coding region runs from base 246 to 1499 and encodes 417 amino acids. Gene Ontology annotation, molecular function: gap junction channel activity. The record is from RefSeq and is a predicted model, not a curated record. Gene Ontology annotation, cellular component: gap junction; plasma membrane.